AUGGCAAGCCUCAACUUCGACGAAUACCUAGCAAAGAGGGGAAACUUACAGAGAACACUGUCAAAUAUAACUCAGCUGGAAAAUAAAAUCUUUACAGAACCUCCACGAUAUGAGAAUGACGCCGAAUUUUUUAAUUCUGUAAUUAGGAAAACUCAGGAACGACUAUUGACUAUAAUAAAGGACCCAAACUUCGGUCCGGAUAAAACACGUUUAUUUUGUUCUGUCUCUAGAAAAUUUCUUGGAGAUCUGAACAAUUUGGUAUUUUAUGCGGCAUCAACCAGAAAAGAGAAAUUUGAAAGAGGUAAAGUUAUUGGAGACGAAUUAGUUGACAAUGGCACGAUCUCGUUUUUCUGUAAGACAAUCGUAGAAUCGGAAAGAGAGCUUCCUGCGUUGUCGGAGGCAGGGAAGAUAUGCGUGGACAUCUUAAACGACAUGGCUAACUAUUCAGCAGACGUGUGUAGUACAUGUAUGAAUUACAAGGGUAUGUUGCGAUACCUCCGGAAGGCACUGGAAUUGUGGAGGGAACCUCUUCUUAAGGGCCAGCUCUCGCCUGAUCACGCCACUCACAUGUACACGUUCGUUGGACUGGUCCACAAUUCCUGUAUGUGUUGUUCGACGGUAACUGCUACUGUCCGAUCGUCCUGUAUCAUCACUGUGCUCAAGGAAAUUCUGCUGUACCCUAAACUCAGCAACGAGCACGGAAUGAUGGUCGUGGCUGCUAUUGCUGACGUGAUGGACGAAGGAGACAGUGACUCAGUGCUUCGAGAAAACGACAACUACAAGUGGGCAAAGUUAUUCAUAGAACACCUUCAAGAGGCAGUAAAAUGUUCUGCUUUACAACACAACGGAUGGUUUGCGUUUGAAUGUGGCCGAGUGUUACGACAGUUGUCUUGUUUUGACGCUAAUAAGAUGAUUUUAGUAGACCUGGGUACUUUGCCAGCUCUUGUUGAAUUAGCGCGGAUAGAUGAAGAAAUAUGUCUUUUUGAAGCGGUGACAGCAUUGAGUCAGUUGGCUUUUGAGCCCAAAGCCCAGAAAGUAAUGAUAGCGGAUGGGGAGGGAGAGUUAAUCCCCCUCUUAUUCAAACUGGCUGUUGAUUGCACGUUCAAGGAUAUAAGGGAGAUAGCACGUGGCACGAUUUGGACAAUGGGCGUUCCUCUGCGGAAAUCAUCAGUAUAUGGACCACAGGUGCAUACCUUAUUUUCCAAGAAAACGCGAGGCCAUAUAAUGAUAAGUUAUUCACGAGAGCAGAGACAGCUACUACUGGAUGUUCGGGCCGCGCUGGAGGAAAACAAAUUCACGGUGUGGAUGGAUGUUGACCAAAUGAGGGGAGACGUUUAUGAAAGAAUGGCGGAGGCUGUUGAAAAUGCAGCGGUCGUAAUGUUAGCUAUGUCCCGGAGCUACAAGAUGAGUGAAUACUGUCGGAGAGAGGCUGCUUACGCUGGAAAACUAAAUAAACAUAUAAUUCCACUGAAGGUAGAGAAGGACUAUGAUGCCGAUGGCUGGCUUGGUAUAAUGACUGCCGGCAUGUUUUUCUAUGACUUCGGCAGGAAGUCGUUUAAGACGAUAAUGGCAAAACUUCUCCCUGAACUUCAAAACAUGGCCUAUCGCGAGGGAGAGGCGGGGAACGAGCGCCGUCAAGCUGCUCUUCCUACUGAAGGGGUUCCAGUGCCUCCUCCCAUACAGUUACCUUCAUCAGUUGACUCGAAUAGCUCAAAGAUCUCGUCCCAAAAACAUCACGUGACGUAUAUGACUAAAAAGAAAUUCCGGGACAUUGACCAGACAGCAUUUUACGAGUGGUUGGACAGCUACCAGUUGCCAAGAAAGCGAUUUGAAUCUCUGAGGCCGAAAGACAUUUUGUACCUUGCCCGGAUGAAGGAGGAGGCCCCAGAAAGCUACCACACCUUAGGCAGAAAACUUUUCAAGGACAAAUUAGACCCAUGUUUGAAAACAAGGAUAAUGGCGGACUUGACGGAAGCACUCGACGACCUUGUAUAA
This is a messenger RNA of Ylistrum balloti, 1995 nucleotides long. RefSeq lists its product as uncharacterized. Gene Ontology annotation, molecular function: protein binding. The transcript is spliced from 10 exons. The coding region runs from base 1 to 1995 and encodes 664 amino acids. Gene Ontology annotation, biological process: signal transduction. The record is from RefSeq and is a predicted model, not a curated record. Lineage: Eukaryota; Metazoa; Mollusca; Bivalvia; Pectinida; Pectinidae.